Molecule: messenger RNA, 2125 nt
Organism: Colias croceus (clouded yellow)
Lineage: Eukaryota; Metazoa; Arthropoda; Insecta; Lepidoptera; Pieridae
Product: modular serine protease-like
Exons: 15
Coding region: 100-2103 (667 amino acids)
Biological process (GO): proteolysis
Molecular function (GO): serine-type endopeptidase activity; protein binding
Source: RefSeq, a predicted model, not a curated record
UUUCCCAAGACUGUCAAGACGUUUUGUCGAUAAAUAGAAUGUCUCUCUGAUAUUAAUUAUCUAGUCAUUUUGUGGUUAUGUUUAUGUGUUGUGUGCAAAAUGUUUUGGAAUGUUGUGUGUCUAUCUUUUACGGUUUUAACGCCAGUUCUUACUGCUGUAGUAAAUGAAACACCCGGACUUUGCAGUUCUGGUGAGUUCCAAUGUGGAGACGGUGCGUGUAUAAGUUUGGACCAAGCUUGCAACGGGGAAGCUGACUGUAUUGGCGGUCGUGAUGAACAAGCGUGUAGUGGUAUGAGUCACGUGAAUCCAUUGGAGGAUUUAAUUUUACAUCGAAGAAGAAGACAGACGAGUUGUGGACGCAAUCAGUGGAAAUGCCGCGAUGGUACAUGUAUAGGUUUUGACGGCAAAUGUGAUGGCGUUGUCGACUGUCCUGAUGGUAGUGAUGAAACGUUUCCAUUGUGCAGGAAUAUGAAAUGUCAAAGCAAUUGGUUCAAAUGUACAUACGGUGCGUGUGUUGAUGGAACAGCCCCUUGUAAUGGUAUUAAGGAAUGCGCUGAUGAUUCCGACGAGUUAUUACCACGUUGUAGGAAUGAGACUGAGGAAAUAAACGGUCAAUUCCGCUGCGCGAACGGCCAACUGAUCCCCGCAGCAGACCGCUGCGAUGGCAAACCAGACUGUUCAGAUGGGUCUGACGAAACCGUCCGGUCGUGUGCUGGCAAUACUUGCCCCGGGUACUUGUUCCAGUGUGCGUAUGGUGCGUGCGUGGAUGAAGGGUCUGAUUGUGAUAAUAUCAAAGAAUGCGCAGACGGUUCAGAUGAGUCAGACGAGUUGUGUAACAGAAUAGCGACUGUAACUACUACGACGUCCAGGCCACAAACCGGCAAGUGCAUAGUACCACAACACCCGAACAACGGGCGGUACAUAGUUGCUGGGGCUGGUACUGCAGUACCGGGCUCCCGGUUCCCGGUACUGAGCCUGAACGUGUCCUGUAACCCGGGAUACAGGCCAAGAGCCGACCCUACUGUGUUGUGUGUGGAUGGCGCUUGGUCGGCUGACUACCCGCAGUGUACACGUUUCUGCCACUUAAACCCACAUGAGAGCGUCACCUACCGUUGCCUUAUCUCCGGUUCGAAUUCCCUCGAAGGUUCCAGAACUUGCAACACAGACGAACCAGACGGCACAAUCGCCAGACCGGAAUGUAACAGACCGAAUUACUAUUCUCCCUCCGUUCUCCCUCUAAUGCGCUGUUCUGACGGGAAUUGGGACUUCACUCCAACUUGCCAGCCAGAAUGCGGUAGAGUAACACCAGAAGGUGUCCAACUCGUAAUAGACGGUUGGGCAGCCAAACGCGGGGAACUACCUUGGCAUACAGGCAUAUACUCCAAACGGACUACACCGUACAAGCAGAUCUGUGGGGGCUCGCUUGUUAGCAGCACUGUUGUUAUAUCUGCCGCCCAUUGCUUCUGGGAUGACUUAACAAAGAAGCAACCGGCACAGAAGUACGCGAUUGCAAUUGGCAAACUGUACCGGCCGUGGAAUGAACCUAAAGACGUAGACGCUCAGAAGUCGGAUGUAAAAUCAAUAGAAAUACCGCCGCGUUUUCAAGGAGCAGCGGCUAACUUCCAAGAAGACAUUGCGGUACUAAUUCUAACAACGAGCAUACAAUAUAAGACGUAUGUCCGUCCUGUCUGUCUGAGUUUUGAUUAUGAGUUCGACAAAACGCAGCUGACGGUUGGAAAGAUGGGGAAGGUGGCCGGCUGGGGUCUGACCGGUGAGAAUGGUCUGGCUUCUCCCACACUACAAGUUGUGAACUUUCCCUUCGUGGACAUUAACACUUGUAUAGCCAACUCUCCGCCGGGCUUCAGGGAAUAUAUUAAUAGCGACAAAUUCUGCGCUGGAUAUCUUAAUGGUACAACAUUAUGUAAAGGGGACAGUGGGGGUGGUUUAGCUUUCCCCGAUAGAGAAAUGGGGGUAGAGAGAUAUUUCCUAAGAGGAAUUGUUUCCACAGCACCAACUGACGACAAUCUUUGUAACGCUCACACUUACGUGACUUUCACACAAGUUAUUAAACAUGAACAUUUUAUUAAAGCGUUUUUGAGAUGAGAAAUAAAUUAUUUUUCUAAUA